AAACGGGAAAAAGAGAGGGAAGAGUUGGGAGUUUGAGAAUCGUUGGCCCUUCCCACUUUCCGGAGAUGCUCCAGCCCAUCCCUAAAUUGUGGGCCAAUGAGGCUGGCUCAUUCACUCGUUCUACAAUAGGUAAGGAGAGAGAGACACAGAGCAACAGAUAUAUAUCCACACAGAGAUAGGCAGAAAAAGGAAGAAACACUGAAUCCAACUGGAGGAGAGAGACAGAGACAGAAAAAAAAACUGAGUUUGGAAGACAGGGAGGAAGGAAGUAGAACCCUACAGGAGUAAAGUAGAACCUGGGAGACAGGCAGAUUAAUAGAAAUGAAGAGGCAGAUCUUCUGACAGGGCAGAUUUAUAGUGUGGACAACCCACUGGGGGAGAAAAAAAGCAGAAAAAAAGGAAAACAGGAACAUCUGGGAGCAAACAGUCUAUCACAGUUGCCUCGUAAGACAUUUCAUAGGACAGAGAGGAAGCCCUCUGCAGGUGUAGAUGCAGACAGGUGGACGGACAGACAUGCUGCUUGGCGUACUGUUUCUCUGCGCUGCUGGAGGAAAUUGGGGGCCCGCCCCUGGAGUGUGGGGGUACGGACAGGUCCAGGACAGACAGGAGCCGGGGGCACCUUUCUGCACGGCCCCUUGCCACUGUGAGCAAGAUGGCAUCUUUAUCAUGGUGGACUGCUCGGAGAUGGGACUAUCAUCUGUGCCGGCCGGCCUGAGCCCUUUCACCACGUACCUGGAUCUGAGCAUGAACAACAUCAGCGAGAUUCAGCCCAGAGCCUUCCAUCGACUGCACCUGUUAUCAGAACUGCGUAUCUCCGGCAAUCAGCUGAGGUAUAUCUCAGGCAUUGCUCUCCAGGGUCUUCACAACCUCCGAGUUCUGAUGCUACAAAACAACCAGCUGGAGAGACUUCCUGAUGAUGCUCCAUGGGACCUCCCCAACCUCCUGUCCUUGCGCCUUGAUGCCAACCUCCUAAGCAGGGUGCCAGCUGAGGCCUUCAGAGGCGUUAGCUCUUUGAGACACCUGUGGUUGGACGACAACUCCCUGACAGAGAUUCCUGUGAUGGCCCUCGACUCUCUGCACUCUUUACAGGCAAUGACGCUGGCCCUGAACCAGAUCACCCACAUCCCAGAUUAUGCAUUUACCAACCUCUCAGCGCUUGUUGUGCUGCAUCUCCACAACAACCACAUACAGAGCAUGGGUUCAAGAUGUUUUGAAGGUUUAGAGAGCCUGGAGACACUGGACUUAAACUACAAUGAUCUGCAGGAGUUCCCCGUGGCAAUCAGGACACUAAGCAAACUUCAGGAACUGGGCUUCCAUAACAACAACAUCAAAGCGAUCCCCGAGAAGGCCUUUGUGGGAAACCCUCAGCUCCAAACCAUUCACUUUUAUGAGAACCCCAUCCAGUUUGUGGGGAAAUCUGCUUUCCAGUUCUUACCGAAACUGCACACACUUUCCCUGAAUGGGGCAACCCAAAUUCAAGAGUUUCCUGAUUUGAAAGGAACAACCAGCCUUGAAAUAUUGACAUUGACUCGGGCUGGCCUUUCAGCUCUUCCCUUGGAUCUAUGUGAACAGUUGCCCCACCUCAGAGUGCUAGAGUUGUCUUACAACCAGAUUGAUGAUCUUCCCAGUUUUUACCACUGCUCUGCACUUCAAGAAAUCGGACUGCAGCAUAAUCAAAUCAGAAGAAUAGAGUCAAGCACCUUCCAGCAGCUCACCUCUCUCAGAGCACUCGAUCUAAGCUGGAACAUGAUUGAGUGGAUCCACCCAGAUGCCUUCACCUCACUUCACUCUUUGAUCAAACUGGACCUGAGUGAGAACCGUCUCAGCUCUGUACCGGUUGCAGGUCUGGGGGGGCUUACCCACCUCAAGCUGAGGGGGAACAAAGAAUUAUACGAGGCCUUCAGUCCUGAUCACUUCCCACACAUGAGGGUGAUAGAGAUGCCUUAUGCCUACCAGUGCUGUGUAUAUGCAUCCUGUAACAGCCACAAGCCCUCCACCCAGUGGGACACAGAGCUGAGCCACACCAAUGAAGACCUACACAAGAGGACGGUGGCCAUGUACCCCGUCCAUGCAGAUGUAAACUAUGAUCCCGAUCUGGAGGAAUUCCAGCUGGAGAUAGAAGAAUCCAAGAUACAGACCAGUGUCCAAUGCACUCCCAUACCUGGCCCUUUCCGUCCCUGUGAUUCCCUUCUGGGCAGCUGGCUCGUCCGUGUUGGCAUGUGGUUCAUCUCCCUGGUGUCUCUUCUGGGAAAUGCCAUCCUGUUUCUGUCUCUCUUCGGAUCACCCGGGAGCCUGUCGCCGCUCCGCUUCAUCGUGGCUUGUAUGGGCGCUUCCAACCUGCUGAUGGGGGUGUGUUCGUGCACACUGGUCCUUGUGGACGCUCUCACCCUGGGGGAAUUCAGUGACCACGGAGCCCGCUGGGAGGGGGGACCUGGUUGUCAGGCCACAGGAUGGGUUUGGGUGUUCGCAUCCGAGGCCAGUGUGUUGCUGCUGACUCUGGCAGCAGUGCAGUGCGGUGUGAGCGUGACAUGUGCCCGCGCCUACGGGAAAUCACCGUCCCUUGGCAGCGUGUGGACAUGUGCGUGUUUUUGUCUCACCCUCUCCUUAACGCUUGCUUCACUCCCACUGUUCGGAGUGGGGGAGUAUGGGUCUUCACCUUUCUGCCUUCCUUCACCCCUGCCUACGCCAUCUUCUCGUUCCCCAUCUUCCCUGGGGUUCCCCUUGGCACUAAUUAUGAUAAACACUAUUUGCUUGCUUAUCGUCACCGUUUCGUACAUUCGUUUGUACUGGGAGCUGCUUCGGGGGGAAUGCGAGGGCUUGUGGGACUGUGCUAUGAUCAAACAUGUUGCCUGUCUGAUCUUCACUAACGGCCUUCUCUACGUACCGGUUGCUUUCCUAUCACUUUGCUCCCUUCUGGGUCUUCUCUCUUUGGGAGAGGAGGUUCUGAAAUCAGUCCUUCUUCUGCUACAGCCCCUACCCGCUUGCCUUAACCCUCUGCUCUUUCUCCUUUUCACAAGAGACCACUCUCAGUUGUUCUCCUGGUCUCGCCCCAAAGCUCGCCCACAGCUGCGCCGGGACCGCACCUUGGACUCUCUGGUCUCUGUAGGCACGGAAAAGAGUUCCUACUCAGAUUCGUCAACACAGGUCUCACUGACUGACGCCGAUGCCAGGUACAGUGCAGGGCCAUCUCCCCAGCAGGGACCGGACACAAUCAGAUUUUCUCAAUGCUCCUCUACAUCCUCUCUUCACCUCAUCCCUUGCCAAGUACCAACCGUGACAGUCCGAGAAAGGGAGACAGAAUGAUGACUCAUGGAGAUACUGGAUCAAGAUACGAUUCUUACCAUUUUUUUCCUUUUGUGCUAUGCUACAAUGACUCACCUUAUACCGAGGGGUGGACAUUAAAGGGCCGCUUCAUUGCAGCAUUUCUGGGCUACCGAUCUAUAAGCUCUUGAGAACGAGUCAACUAAAGAUGUUGACUACUAAAGAGACGUUGACAAGCAAACAAGACUCUCUCCAGAAUGGGACUGAUAGUUGCUUCUUUGCCAGUACAGUUGAACUAAAGGACGUUUUCAGAGACUAUCCAGCUGACUGAGUCAAUCAACAAAGAGUUGAGUGAACAAUGUAAAAAAAAAAAGGCUGUCAAUUAUGUUGAAAAUCAAAGCUACAUGCAGAUAAAUGGUUUACCCUGAGGGAAUAAAGGUUCAUAAUGAAAUGUGAUGACAAAUGUGGCCCAGACGUUGCAUAUUAUUAAUGUUUAAGUGGAGUUGUGUUUCUAAAUAUAAUUAUGACACUAAGUUGUUUUUUUUAAAGGGGAAUUGUCAAACAUACCAGCUAAUUUUUAAAAUGUACCGUAAGCUAACAUGUUGUGUCCACAGCAAUUUUACAGCUACAUAUAAGACUUUACAGCUGUGUAAUAGAAGUUUUUUUUUUUUUUUAUAAAAAAUGCUAUUCUUUAGCUGAGAAAUGAUCUGGGUUGCACAUGUGGUUUUAUAUGGUUUACAUGAUUUUGCUCAAAAAUAUGCAACUUUGCCCCACAAGCAUUAAGCAGUCUUAUGGAUUGAAUGGGACAUAGCUGUUUUCCUGCCAACCUAAGAGUAGGCUAGUGACCUUCAUAUACAUACAAUGUAACUACCUCUGAACUAUGGUAUUGACUCACUACAGCCUUAUUAAUGUUUCUCUUUUUUUUUUUUUUUU
Messenger RNA from Fundulus heteroclitus (mummichog), 4194 nucleotides. RefSeq names its product leucine-rich repeat-containing G-protein coupled receptor 6 (gene lgr6). The transcript is spliced from 18 exons. Gene Ontology annotation, cellular component: membrane. Lineage: Eukaryota; Metazoa; Chordata; Actinopteri; Cyprinodontiformes; Fundulidae. The coding region runs from base 490 to 3303 and encodes 937 amino acids. Gene Ontology annotation, biological process: G protein-coupled receptor signaling pathway. The record is from RefSeq and is a predicted model, not a curated record. Gene Ontology annotation, molecular function: protein-hormone receptor activity; protein binding.